Molecule: messenger RNA, 1483 nt
Organism: Acanthoscelides obtectus
Lineage: Eukaryota; Metazoa; Arthropoda; Insecta; Coleoptera; Chrysomelidae
Source: the annotation of a GenBank genome assembly
AUGCAACCUUCAACCGACGGUAAUCGCGUAGACGAGAAUCCCUCAACAAGCACUAGAGACGUGGCUAGAGAAGUGCAAGUAUCAAAAACUAAAGUGUGGCAAACGCUGCGUGAAGAGGGGCUGUAUCCGUUUCACGUCCAACGUGUACAAGUCCUUCAACCUGACGAUUUUCCAGCAAGAGUGCGGUUUUGUGAGUGGUUGUUGCAUCAACAUGACAAUAAUCCGGACUUUUUGAAGUGCAUAUUGGUGACAGACGAAUCUACGUUCACGCAAAAUCCGCACGCUGUCCGUCAGGCACAUUUUCAACAAACAUUUUCGGUGAAUGUUUGGGCUGGCAUGGUGAACGGUAUGCUCAUUGGACCAUUUAUUCUCCCAAAUCGAUUGGACGGGAUGCAAUACCUAGACUUUUUACGCAACAUUUUGCCUUCCUUGUUAGAAGAUGUGCCAUUAAGUGUAAGACAAUCAAUGUGGUUUCUGCACGAUGUGCGUGAGUUUUUCAAUGAAUUAUUUCCGAAUAAGUGGAUCGGACAACAUUUUCGCGCAAUAAUUUAUUACAACUUUCAGAGACAAUUAUCACAACAAGAAUGCCUUUCUGUUUUCGGCAACGAAGCGCCACAACAUCUUAGCGACGAUCCCAGGGUGGGUGCACCAAAAACGCCAGUCACCCAGGAGAACGUCGAUUCUAUGCGCAAACUCAUCAUUGAAGAUAGACAUGUGACAUAUCGCGAGAUUGAGGCGUCCUUGAACAUCUCAAAGACCUCAAUUCAAAAAAAAUUACAUGAAGAAUUAGGAGUAAGAAAACUAGUUUCUCGUUGGAUACCCCACAUGUUGACUGGAGAGCAGAAAGCAGUGAGGGUUAAUUGCAUUAUUAGUGGUGAUGAAUCGUGGAUUUACUGUUAUGAACCAGAAAAUAAACGACAGUCGGCUGUUUGGGUGUUCCAAGGUGAAGAAAAGCCAACAGAAGUCAUCCGUUCUCGUACGGGUCAUAUUGCAACAAUUCCUCUUAAUGAGCAAAGAACUGUUACUGAGGAUUGGUAUACCACCAUUUACAAUGCAAGCUCGCACACAGCCCAAAAAACAAGGCAGUCUUUAACGGAAGAAAACGUGGAAUUAUUGGACCAUCCUCCAUAUAAUCCCGAUCUAAGUCCUAACGAUUUCUUUACUUUUCCGAAAAUUAAAAACAGACUGCGUGGUCAAAGGUUCCAGUCGCCAGAAGAAGCAGUUGGCGCAUUCAAAAAUGCCGUUUCGGAUCUGCCAGCAAACGAGUGGAAUAAGUGCUUCGAAAAUUGGUUCGAGCGCAUGCAGAUGUGUAUUAAUCUUCGUGGAGAAUACUUCGAAAAACAAUAAAGUCAUUUAAAACUAGCUACCGUAUUGUUUUAUUUCCAUAUGCAAAACUUAAAAGACAUCCCUCGUAUAUACUAUUUCUAUCCAUAAAAAUCUUGACUGAAUGAAAGUUGUAUAAGGUGUUAGUCACACAUAAAAU